Molecule: messenger RNA, 1127 nt
Organism: Onychomys torridus (southern grasshopper mouse)
Lineage: Eukaryota; Metazoa; Chordata; Mammalia; Rodentia; Cricetidae
Product: 40S ribosomal protein S12-like
Exons: 1
Coding region: 467-865 (132 amino acids)
Biological process (GO): translation
Cellular component (GO): cytosolic small ribosomal subunit; ribosome
Molecular function (GO): structural constituent of ribosome
Source: RefSeq, a predicted model, not a curated record
GAUGCCGGCGCAAGUUUGCGGCAUCGCGGUGGUUGGUAGAUCUGGAGCGGUCUGCCGAGGCCGUCCACUUUUCCCCAGUUGCUUUCCCGCAGAAGCAGCCGAGUUACGUAAUAAUAACGAGAAAGCUCACCCUUGCUCCCUGCGAGCCGCCCAUACUCCCUACGCGCCACCCACACGGAGCAGCCUCUACCCGAGGUGUCCGAAUUUUUUGUCCUCCAGGUGGCCACCUGACCACCUUUCCGCCUCCCGCACGGCUGGGAAUUCGUUCCCUCCUGCGACGUAGGUCGGAAGUUAACGUAGUUUUCGAUAAGCUGUUGAGUGGUUUCGGAAGGAUUGAGCGGUCCUGCAAAUCCCUAGCAACGCGUCUUGCUUCUGCGCACGGGCUCGGAGGCUCGCGGGCUCGGAGGCUCGCAGGCUCGCAGGCUCGCGUGCGAUCCGGGAUCGGAUCCACCCGUGACCCACCGCCAUGGCCAAGGAAGGCACUGCGGCUGCAAGUGUAAUGGACGUCAAUACGGCUCUGAAAGAGGUGCUGAAGACCGCCCUGGUCCACGACGGCCUCGCGCGAGGAAUCCACGAAGCUGUCAAAGCCUUAGGCAAGGGCCAAGCCCGCCUGUGUGUGCUCGCAACCAAUUGUGAUAAACCUAUGUACAUCAAGUUGGUAGAAUCCCUCUGUGCGGAGCACCAGAUCCACCUCCUGAAGGUGGAUGACAGCCGGAAACUAGGGGAAUGGGCAGGCCUAUGCAAAAUCGAUCGGAAGGGGAGACCCCGUAAAGUGAUAGGUUGCACCUGUGUGGUGGUGAAGAACUAUGGGAAAGACUCUCAGGCCAAAGAUGUCAUUGAAGAGUACUUCAAAUGCAAGAAAUGAACGGCAACCACAAAAGUGGCGCAUUUUCUUUUAAGUUCCAAAAAAUGUAGACAAAUAGUAUUAUCUCAAAGUCUUGAGUUUUCGCCGGAAAUGGCAGCACUUUUUAGGUUUUCUUCCAAAUGUAAAUUUCGUGUAUUAUGGUCUUAUUUAUAAUGGAAAUUUUCAUCUAUUUGGAAGUUUAAGAACUGCAUGAGAUUUGGUCUAGCAUUAUUAAGGUUUAAUUGACAAAAUCGUAUGUAUGCUGCACAGUGUUAAUGUUUUG